CAAACACACAAAACCCUAGAAAUUGUAUCUUCAAGUCCGAUUCCACAUCCUCUCUAACGGCUUUUGAAUUCUCUGCCUUUGUUGAUUAGGCGCUGCAGUAACCGAGAGAUCAUUUGAGGUAAUCUUCGAGAAUUUGAUAAAUGUGAUAUUUCUCCAAAUAUGUUUUAGGUAAAUUUUGAGUUAGAUUCUGUUUUAGAGGAUUUGAUUUUGAAGAUGGAUCGACUCAGUGAGUUGCCAGACUCUGUAAUAUUUCACAUAUUUUGGUUGUUGCCUAUGAGGGAAGUUGUUAGAACAACAAUUCUAUCGAAGCGUUGGAAAAGCCUCUGGACUAGCACCCCUUUCCUUUACUUUGAUGAUUUUUUUGACCAGUUUGAUACCAGAGAUAAACUUCGAAUCUUCAUUCAUCGCGCUUUAUCGCGUUGGGAUGGGGUGAAGGUUUUGAAAUUCAAGGUUGAAGUGGAACACGAGGAAACAAUACACGGGGAUGUUGAUUUGUGGGUGCGUUUUGCCAUGAAAUAUGAAGUCGAAGAGUUAUACUUGCAUAUGGUGAUAGAGGAUUAUGUAUCAUGGAGUGGCGAUACUGAUCACGAGAUACAUUGUGUGCCGCAGUUUCUCUACUCGUGCUCAUCUAUUAAAGUGUUGUCGAUCACAAAUUGUUUCUUUAGAAUCAAUGGGGAUGUGCAGUGGAAUCAUCUCAAGAGUUUAACAAUAGUUGAAGGUUUUGGGGUCACUCAACACGUGAUUAGCCAGAUAUUGUGUGGUAGCCCGCGGUUGGAGCUCUUAACCGUGGCCUUUGUGGAAAGAGGUGAGAGCUUGUGCAUCCGAUCUACUAGUUUGAAAGAGCUGUCGAUUUAUAAGUACUUGUAUGAAGCCGAUGAUCCAUCUACUUAUACGACAGAGCUGGGAAUUUGGACCCCGAAUCUUGAAACAUUGGAGAUUAAAGGAAGUCCAUAUGACAAGUGUUUGUUGAUGAAUGUCUCGUCUUUAAUUCGUGCAACGCUUGGGUUUUCUAAUCUACAUUUCUAUGAUGAAGCAUAUUGUGACAACUUUUGUGGGAUGGAUGGCUUUGUACCCAGAAACCAUUUCUUUGGAGAUUUAUUUGGUCAAAUUCUUCCAAGCAUCCAACACGUUGAAAGCGUGAAACUAGUGUCCUGUUGCGUCAAGGUGUUUGGAGCUAUGAUAGAAAGAUGCAUGAAUUCAUCUUCUCCUAAUGUCAAAUCCCUACAGCUCGGAUUUUAUUUCGAGGAAAGUUAUUUUGCAGGUAUUAUUGAGAUUUUCCCUCUACUAAAGAAGUUAGUCAUUAAAUUUACUAAGAAGGAUAGGCACGAUGAUUAUCGAGAAUACCUGGGCUUUGAUUCUGAGAACUACCUCGAGUUUGAAGCAAAUCUUCCUAAGCCAUUUUUGCUGCAGUUGAGGAUAGUUGAGGUUACUUGGAUUGAGGGUGCCGUCAUAUUUCCGUUUCUAGAGUUUCUGUUGAAAUACGCGAGCAAGUUAGAAAGGAUUGUGUUCCGAGUAAAAGGAUUCACGUCGCCUUCACACCCAUCGAAGCUGUUGCUUUUGGCAUCACAGAAGCUGCUCAGAAUGCCAAAAUCCUCUCCAGCUGCACAGUUUAUUUUCAGUGAAUAUUGAUCUCACCAAGUUGUGUGUUAAAUCACAAGAAUAUUGCAGAAACUAAUAGUCUUUUUUAGAUGGAUGAAUAGCUUGUCAUACAUUUCUUGUGAAUAUAUUGCAAUAUCAC
Messenger RNA from Salvia miltiorrhiza (redroot sage), 1738 nucleotides. Its product is annotated as F-box protein At5g03100-like. The record is from RefSeq and is a predicted model, not a curated record. Bases 214 to 1629 code for a protein of 471 amino acids. NCBI's taxonomy places the organism in Eukaryota, Viridiplantae, Streptophyta, Magnoliopsida, Lamiales, Lamiaceae. Gene Ontology annotation, molecular function: protein binding. The transcript is spliced from 2 exons.